AUGUCGAAGCGUCAAAAAGUCCAAUAUUCCGGCAUGGGCGGGGAGCCCGCUUUUCUAGCGGCCUUCAAAAAACGAGUCGGUUACCAAGAACCGGAAGAAGACAAAGAUAUGGAGGCGAAGAAAGCAAAGUUGAUGAAGGAUUUCGACGAAAGAGAACUCGACGAUGAGCUUCCCCAAGUUGAGCUAGGAAAAGGCGUUUCCGCUAACGAAGCUGAAACAUUCCUUCAAAGAGAUUUAGACGCACAAAAGGCCGAGAAAGCGAAAGCUGAAGGCAAAUCACCCGAGGAAUCAUCCAACACUGCCAAAUCCACAACGGAUGAGUCAAAACCAUCUGCUACGGACCCGGAAGAGAAGAAUACUUUGCCCCAAGUUGAGCCCAAGAAAUCGACGGUUAUACAAGUCGGGCUGAAGUCUGAAAAGUCCGAAAAGAAGAAGAAAAAGAAGUCGAAAAUGAAAGCCGUUAAAAAUUCGAAAUUACUGUCUUUUGGAGACGAAUAA
This is a messenger RNA of Oikopleura dioica, 498 nucleotides long. The record is from the annotation of a GenBank genome assembly. Lineage: Eukaryota; Metazoa; Chordata; Appendicularia; Copelata; Oikopleuridae.